AGCACAGGCAGCUGUGACACACUCGCGCUCAAGAGGCGGUCGAGGUGGCCGCUUGCAUCCUGGAUCAACAACAGCAGUGCCGCCGCAUUACUGAACAGCUGUUGUCAACUGUAGCACAGCCAUGAUGAAAACGGGCGCCACCAAGUUGGGGCUGCCCAAGGCGGGGCUCCAGGAGCGGGCAAAGCAGGCCUCUUCAGUCUCUUUUUCCUCCUUAAACAUGAGGACUUCCAGGUCAUCCAACACGCUGGCCUCGGAUCAGCGUCUCAGCAGGCUUAAACGAGCGAGCAGUGAUGAUGCUCUGACAAAGCCUGCGCUGGGAGCCGCUGCCUCCGGCUCACGCAUGAAGAAGACUGUGACCACGGGAGCCAUCUCAGAUUUUGCUGACGCCCGCCCCCGUAGUCUGUCUGGUUGUCAAGCGGCCAAGAAGUCUGGUAUCCCAACCCCUAGAGAAGUCCCAUCUUCCAUGACAAGGGACCACAUCUUCCCAAGGGACCAGUUGAGGAACUCUACCUCUAAGAGGAUUGUUUCUAGUGCUAGCACUUCCAGCCUCUCGACCCUGGCAAAACAAACGCGUAGUUUAACAAAGUGUCGUGGAGAUGCAGAGGGCCAGGAAAAGGGCCUCCUGGAAUGCCAGGUUAAAGAGUUGCUGGCUGAAGCCAAGGCUAAAGACCUGGAGAUCAGCAAUCUCCGCAUGGAGUUGCAACGCUGCAAAAGUAAAGCCGUCACUUCCCCAUUACCCUCACCUGUCUCUGUGUCACCCCAAGAUCUGUCGGCAGAUCAAGCUGAAAAGGAUGCAGAGGCUCUUGUACUAGUUGGAGAGCUGAGAGAAAAGAAUGCAAAGUUUCAAAGAGAGCUGGCGAACCUCAGGGAGGAGAACCAAGUGCUCAAGGGAAGGCUUCUGAGUUUUGAGACCUCACCACUGUUUAGCAGUCCUCCUAAACCUCUGCAGAACGGCCUGCCUUCAGAAUCUAACUCUUCUGGUCCAAAACUAGAUCAUCUCACAUCUUGCAGCCUUAUUAAACCAUCCGUCUCCUUCAACUCUGUGAAAGACUCACCUUCACCUGAUUUGUCAGAGUUUGAGAAGAUUCCACGUUCAGAAUCCAUAAGCAGCAGUGUCAGCGGUGAUGCCACUACAGGAAGGCAGGAUGUGUCCGUGCAAAGUCUAACAGAACAGAUUCAUAAGAUGGAGGAAAACCACCAUAGCACUGCUGAGGAGCUGCAAGCCACUCUGCACGAGCUGACUGACCAGCAGCAGGUGGUGCAGGAGCUGACUGCGGAGAAUGAACGUCUAGCUGACGAGAAGCGUGUCUUGCAAACCUCACUUCAGCAGCAAAGAGAACAUUUAGAGCUGCUGGCCCAGAAGAAUGAGACACUGGCGAGCCGACUUCAGGAGCAGGCCCACGCUCAGGCCCAGAGGGAGGAUGAGUUCAGGAGCGAAGGUCCUCGACUUGUUGAACUGGAGCUGAGGUACGCCGAGCUGGUUGAGAGCUCACGCUUCGAACGAGAGAAGCUGGUGAACAUUCAGCAGCAGCUAACAAGCGGCCUACGAGCUCUUGAGGAGGAGCACCAGGAGGCCCAGGGCCAGGUGCGUUGCUUCCGAGAAGAGAUGGACAGUCUGCACACCCAACUUAACAGGGAGCUAGAGGCCAGAGGUGAAGCUGCACAGUCUGCAGAAGAGCACAGGGCUACAGCAGAUUGUCUUCGACUGGAGAACAGCAGGCUGAAGGCACAACUGGACAUAGAGAGGCAAAAGAUAGCUCAAAGCCUAGCUGUGGGUGAAGUGAAGACCAUGCAGAAUGGCGGUGAUUGUACUGAGCUGCAGAACCUACUGAAGACCGCCCACGGUGAGAGAGACCGACUGAGGCAGGAACUGACGGAGCUGAAGAAGGAGCUGCUGCAAGCCCGAGCUGAGACUGAAGACGCACAAGCCAGCAUGUCCAAGGUGGAGGCCAAAGACCAGCAGGUCCAGGAGAGAGCCGAGAUAAGGGAACAGGAGCUCAGCAGUCGAGUGAGCGCUUUGGAGGAGGCGGGCUUCCAGGCGGACAAACAGGUGAAGGAGAUGAAGGAGACCAUCUUCGAACUGGAGGACCAGGUGGAGCAGCAGCGGGCCAUCAACCUUCACACCAAUCAAACUGUCCUGGACUUGGAGAAUCUUGUUAAAAAGCUACAGGUGCAGAAAGCGGACGCAGACCGAAAACUGAAAGUUUUUAGUCGACAGAUGGAGGAGGACAAAGAGGAGUGGCGUCGCUUCCAGGCUGAUCUCCAGACAGCAGUGGUAGUUGCCAACGACAUCAAGGUGGAGGCUCAACAGGAGCUGCGUACGCUCAGAAGGCAGCUGCAGGAGGAGCAGGCUCGCAGUGCCAAGAUUUCUGCUGACUUGGAGGCGCUACAAGGUGUCAGGCCUCAAGGUGAUGAUUUCAAAGUGUCAGAAUGUGACGCCCGCCGUCCGUGUUGCAGUGUGGUCCCGAGCCCACCUGUAGGUUCCAACGGUGAUGCCGACACGGACCCUGGAGCGACCGUCCAGUCCCUCCUUCAGUCACUUGAUACUGUUGGACAGAAUGGACCAGGCCACUCACUUCAAAUCCACAGCUCACCUGGAAGUCGGCCGAGCGGGAUACCUACGUUGCGCACAGCACCUGCCGCUGCCGUCUCGCCUGUCCAGAGGCACACUUGCAUUAAGCCCCCGUCCAGGUUGGUGGAGAAACCAACCAGUCAUGGAAACUUGGUUCAUCCUCUGCGUAUGCUUCCUGGCUGCGGGGAAGAUGUGAAGUCUACCAUCCUAAUGAGGAAGAGCCCGUCACUAGAGUCCAUAUUCAAAAGUCCUGCUUCCCUCAGAAAGCGCACGGCGUGGCUUAGCUGCCACCAGGCCAACAGCCAAGUCAGCGUGGAGAGAAAGGACCCCUUGGCUGCACUGGCGCAAGAGUACGGGGGAUCUAAGAGGAACGCACUACUCAAGUGGUGCCAGAAGAAAACACAAGGCUAUCCGAAUAUUGAUGUGACCAACUUCAGUAGCAGUUGGAGUGAUGGCUUGGCUUUCUGUGCCCUCCUGCAUACCUACCUGCCCGCCCACAUCCCAUACCAGGAACUCAUCAGUCAAGACAAGAUCUGCAAUCUGACUUUGGCUUUUCAGGCUGCUGAGAGUGUUGGCAUCAAAGCUUCCCUGCAGAACAUUGAGGAGCUGAUGAAGACAGACAGGCCCGACUGGCAGAGCGUCAUGCAGUACGUCUGUCGCAUCUACACGUACUUUGAGACGUGACCAAUGUUUGCU
This is a messenger RNA of Dunckerocampus dactyliophorus (ringed pipefish), 3268 nucleotides long. RefSeq names its product sperm antigen with calponin homology and coiled-coil domains 1 (gene specc1). Gene Ontology annotation, biological process: actin cytoskeleton organization. The transcript is spliced from 16 exons. Bases 122 to 3256 code for a protein of 1044 amino acids. The record is from RefSeq and is a predicted model, not a curated record. Lineage: Eukaryota; Metazoa; Chordata; Actinopteri; Syngnathiformes; Syngnathidae. Gene Ontology annotation, cellular component: microtubule organizing center; filamentous actin. Gene Ontology annotation, molecular function: protein binding.